Fomitiporia mediterranea MF3/22 is the source of this 817-nucleotide messenger RNA. RefSeq names its product ARF/SAR. Lineage: Eukaryota; Fungi; Basidiomycota; Agaricomycetes; Hymenochaetales; Hymenochaetaceae. The transcript is spliced from 8 exons. Gene Ontology annotation, cellular component: COPII vesicle coat; endoplasmic reticulum exit site. Gene Ontology annotation, biological process: vesicle organization; endoplasmic reticulum to Golgi vesicle-mediated transport; membrane organization. The record is from RefSeq and is a predicted model, not a curated record. Gene Ontology annotation, molecular function: GTP binding; GTPase activity. Bases 72 to 641 code for a protein of 189 amino acids.
CAUCCCGAUUUCCUUGAUUCCUUUCCCCCAGUAGCCAGCUUGCUCUGCGUUGUGCAGCGACCUGAUACACAAUGUGGAUUUGGAACUGGUUCGUUGACGUCCUUUCGCAGCUUGGGCUGCUGAACAAAAAUGCCAAAAUUCUCUUCCUUGGUUUGGACAAUGCCGGUAAAACGACAUUGCUUCACAUGUUGAAGAAUGACCGACUUGCGGUCCUCCAACCCACGCUUCAUCCUACAUCUGAGGAGCUUGCAAUUGGUAGCGUCAAAUUCACGACAUACGACCUUGGAGGUCACGUACAAGCACGGCGACUCUGGCGUGAUUAUUUCCCAGAAGUAGACGGUAUCGUUUUCCUGGUUGACAGCGCAGACCACGAACGUUUCUCAGAGUCAAAGGCGGAGCUCGACGCGCUUCUAUCAAUCGAGGAGCUCUCAAAGGUUCCAUUCCUUGUGCUCGGUAACAAGAUCGACGCUCCUGGUGCUGUGAGUGAGGAUGAGCUACGACACAACCUUGGCUUGUAUCAGACGACCGGAAAGGGCAAAGUACCGCUGAGCGACAUCCGCCCCAUUGAACUCUUCAUGUGUUCCGUUGUUCAGAGGCAGGGCUAUGGCGAGGGCAUUCGCUGGUUGUCGCAAUACAUGUAGGCUUAAUUACGCGCUCUAGAAUGAGUAGAGGACGGUCGAGUUAGUCGACCCAGGGAUAAUCGUUUUACCUCUUAAUUUUUCUUCAAUUUCGUCCAUCUGCGGCUCCAGUUUUUCUUGUAGCACCGCUCUGUUGCAUCGCCUUUCAUACAUGCUUUAUUCAUUCAUUUCCACUAUCG